AUGGGACAAAAACUCUCGACAGUUGUUAGUGAGAGUACGGACAAACAAAAAGAGGGACUAAAGUUUCUCCGUACAAUGAUCGUUUCAAAAUUGAAAAGCUUUGAGCAUGAACUCUUAAACCCACCUUCAAACACUCAUAUGGUUCGUAUUGGAACGGUGGUGGAUAGAGUCGAAGAUAUCCACAUCAAUGCCUCGACGAAUUCUGAUAAGUUAAGCAAGCAAAUAAAUAAAACGUUGGAUAGUUUGUUCUCUGGAGACACUGCAGUAGCACUGAAAAUGGCCUUGUCGACAACUGUGAAAACAUUUCUCGGCCGUUCCGAGGCUGGAGAGUCAACUUUUCGUGACUACCACAUCUACUUACAGGAUAAUGCAUUGUCCAUAAUAAAUCACGAAGAGGUCUCUCGUGAUUUACUGAUAUACGAGAUAACGCGGUUUGUAAGGAACUAUAUGAAGGGGAACGCUUUAACUAUGAACUCAAAAUUAGAUGAGCAAGAAAUUAAUGAAGAGGUCACCCAGUAUCUCCAGAGGCUGCAUAGCAUUUACAAACUUUUUGAUCAUGGCAAUAAUAGCAACGACCCGCAGAUAUCAAAUAGAUUGUUUUAG
Messenger RNA from Paraglomus brasilianum, 603 nucleotides. The record is from the annotation of a GenBank genome assembly. NCBI's taxonomy places the organism in Eukaryota, Fungi, Glomeromycota, Glomeromycetes, Paraglomerales, Paraglomeraceae.